AUGCUGAGAACGACUGCUUCACGACAAAUAGGACUAAGGAGGGGCCUAGCUAGUAUAAAUGCAGGUACUACUGUCGCAUCGAACAAAGCUUCACAUAAAUUUCGCAAUACCUUAUGGACUAUUGCUUUGUCAGCUACAGCCUUCUAUGCUGGAGGCGUUAUAUAUUCCCAAAAGAAUGAAAAAUUUGGGGAUUUCUUUUCUAAUAAUAUUCCUUUUGCUGACGAUUUGGUGCAAACGUAUGAGCAUUAUCACGAUAGGCCAUCGUUGUUUUUAGAAGAUUCUUGGGACAACUUGAAGGCAAAAUCAAGCGGACUAGUUUAUGGAUUAGGGUCUAGACCACCAACAGGUAAAUCUAAAAAGGAAGACAUUGAAGUAAGAAAAAUUUUAUCACUAAAGCCGCUAGAUAUUGAAGUCGAUAAUUCUGAUCCGCAGCUGAAAGAAAUCAUAAACUCGCUAAAUGAUCUCAUUAAAAAUUUAAACGAUUCCGGAAUAUCUGUGCCUGAAACAAAAUUAAACUCAAUGAAGAAGUCCAGCGAAAAUAUGCUUGCGAAUUUGUCUCAACUUAAUGAAACACUAAAGGAAGCCCUAUCCAAAUAUAUGCUGCAGAGAACGUCUGAAGUAAUCACAGAACUGAAUACGCAGUAUGAAAAUUCGAAGAGGGAAUUCGAAAAAAAUCUUCAAAAAAACCUGUUGCAAGAAGUGGACGAAUUUAAAGAGAACUUGACAAGACAAAAAGACAAGGAGUUGGAAGAAAAGCUAAAGGCCAACGAAGAAUUGUUACAAGCCAAACAUGCAAAUGAAGUGGGUUUAUUGUCUAUCACUCAAGUUAAAGAAUUUAAUAAGAUUAUCAAGGACAAAAUUGAGAAAGAAAGAAAUGGCAGAUUGGCCCAUUUAGAGGAAAUUAACUCUGAAGUUAGCGAUUUGAGUAAGUCCAUUGACAGGUCGAGCAAAAUUUUGAGCAAAAACGAGGCCCUAGUACAAUUAACUCUCCAAGUAGAUGAAAUCAAAUCCAGAAUUUACAACAGUAACUUGCCUAAUGUAAAUAUUGACAAGGAAUUAUCCAACUUGAAGCUCCUUUCUGGCCUUUUUUCUACUUUUAACAAGAAACCUUGUUGUGAUGACGGAAAAUGUUGUUGUGACAAAAAAGGUGGUAAAAACGAAAACAAAGAGAAGAAAGUACCAUGCAAGUGUCAGCCAAAGAAAACCUCUCCAUCACUGCUAAGCGCAGCUUUAGAUGAACUGGAAUCCACCUGUAGGGGCAAUAACCUUUUAUCUAAUGAGCAAAUCUACAACAGAUGGAACUUGCUAGCGGACGACUUCAAAACUGCCUCUUUAUUGCCACCAAAUUCUGGUAUUUUAGGACAAUUAAGCGCAAAAGUCUUCUCUCUUUUCUUGUUUACAAAGACAGGUAACUCAUCAGAUGCUACUGAUUUUGAUUCUGUUUAUGCAAGAGUUGGUGAUAAGUUGAGGGUAUCUAACCUCAAUGAUGCUGUAGAAGAAGUUGUUUCCUUGAAGGGCUGGCCUCAUAAAGUUUGCGAAGGUUGGAUCGAAGAUGCAAGAAGAAAACUGGAAGUUCAACGCCUGGUAGAAAUUCUCGACUGUGAAAUAAGGACAUUAUGA
Molecule: messenger RNA, 1620 nt
Organism: Saccharomyces eubayanus
Lineage: Eukaryota; Fungi; Ascomycota; Saccharomycetes; Saccharomycetales; Saccharomycetaceae
Gene: MIC60
Product: Mic60p
Exons: 1
Coding region: 1-1620 (539 amino acids)
Biological process (GO): cristae formation
Cellular component (GO): MICOS complex
Source: RefSeq, a predicted model, not a curated record